Molecule: messenger RNA, 881 nt
Organism: Branchiostoma floridae (Florida lancelet)
Lineage: Eukaryota; Metazoa; Chordata; Leptocardii; Amphioxiformes; Branchiostomatidae
Product: versican core protein-like
Exons: 5
Coding region: 36-881 (281 amino acids)
Molecular function (GO): chitin binding
Source: RefSeq, a predicted model, not a curated record
UUCUACGAAAAUACAGAUUUUGUACACAAACAUACAUGAGAUAUCUAAAUAGCAGAAACGGAAAGACUUUAAAGAUGAGGACAGCUACAAACCUGUUUCUUUGUCUCCUGAUGACCAGCUUUGGAAGCGGGGGCUGGUGGUACGCUGAUGGUUGUGGCGAGGUGUACUUGAACGGGGAGUAUAAAACCGCCUGCAACUCCACCAGCAACCCCGGCUUCAGCACCGAGACGUGUCGCGCCAGGGGGAUGAACUGGCUGCCGUGGAAGGGCUUUGUCUCUCUGAAACACUCGAGGAUCAUGAUGAGGCCGACAGACUUCGGUUGGCCAAGAAGAAGGCUGGACCCCAAUGACAACCCUUUGCGAUGUGGCCCCAGUUUUGCCCUUCCUGACGGCAAGCGCUCUGAAUGCGACCCUACUGGCACCAUCAACGACUUACCGUGCUGUUCCACUGGUGGAUACUGUGGCAAAACUUCGGCACACUGCACAUGCUCCGGUUGUGUGGACUAUCGACCAGUCGUAGACCUUGAUGAGUGUGCACAAGAUAACCACGGGUGCGAACAUAUCUGCACCAACCCCAUCGUCCGCGGACCGGCGGAAUGCUCCUGUGAGCUGGGGUUCACCUUAAAUCCUGACAACAAGACAUGUCGAGCCCCGGAGUGGACGUCCUCCAACGGCGCCAGCUACCUCCCGAUUCCCGGAGAGCUAUUUUCCUGGAGCGCAGCGGAGGAAGCGUGCCAGUCCUUCGGGUCACACCUGGCCUCCAUUUCCGGUAGCCAGGAGAACGACUUCCUGAUGGAGAUGAUGGGGAAUGAUGCCGGGAGCUAUUGGAUAGGUCUGAACACCAAUCAGCAGCCCUCAAGACGUUUUCACCGCCGACAAUAA